This is a messenger RNA of Bolinopsis microptera, 3162 nucleotides long. RefSeq names its product glutamate receptor ionotropic, kainate 2-like. Gene Ontology annotation, cellular component: plasma membrane. The record is from RefSeq and is a predicted model, not a curated record. Gene Ontology annotation, molecular function: G protein-coupled receptor activity; ligand-gated monoatomic ion channel activity. Gene Ontology annotation, biological process: G protein-coupled receptor signaling pathway. The coding region runs from base 4 to 2856 and encodes 950 amino acids. The transcript has a single exon. Lineage: Eukaryota; Metazoa; Ctenophora; Tentaculata; Lobata; Bolinopsidae.
AGGAUGAUAUGGAUAACAAUACUGCUCACCCUCGUCCUACAACUCCAGCCUACUAUCACAGAAGAAUACACAAUAGGUCUCCUUAUGUCUUCUGAAAACAUCCAGAAAUCACUCCUGGAGAAGAUAGUACCAUAUGCUAUCUCCCACUUCAACGCCAACUCAACAGAUGUGAAGCUGAAACUGGAGCAGGUGACGUAUAACGGUUCCUCCCUAAACGAGCUAGUGAUGGGAUCUUGUAAGCUGGUUAAUAAGGGGGCAGUAGCUGUUAUCUCACCAGAUGGUUCUAACACGGUGGCUCAAGCUGCUGAUGUGUUUAGUCCUCUGAACAUUCCGAUCAUAUCCCUGGCAGCAACAGACCCUUACAUCAGGAGGGCACACAGAGACAACGUCCUCCUCCUCUCACCCAGCGAUACCUUCCAGUCCAGAGCUAUACUCGACCUUCUAGGGCACUUCAGGUGGCACGAGAUAGCUAUCAUCGCAUCGGACAGUAACUACGGAAUAAACGGUGUGCACUACCUGCAGCAGCUCAUCACCAAACGAGACGAAGCUAAGUUCGUGAUAAAGAAGAUAAACUUCUUCAACGCAGUACCUGCUCCUAAACUGACGAAUACCCUGAAAAGUAUAAAGAAGUCCCUAGCAAGAGUGAUAAUUCUGAACUGCGAGGGACAGUACAGCAGCGUCGUUCUAGCAGAGGCUUACAAAAUGGACCUGCUCGCUCGGGAAUACGUUUGGAUUGUUACCGAUGCGAUAACAGGUAAUCCACAGACCCUCCUUCCGUAUGGGACGCGCAGUGACCGCUACAGCGGACUGAUUGGGAUACGAUUUGCAAUAAAGAAGGAAACGAAGGAAUUUGAAAUGCUGAGUGAGGAGUUUGAAAAGAUGAAAUGGAAUGACUCCAUGACCCACCCUCUCACCCCAUCCCUGGUGAUGAGUUACGAUGCUGUGCAGAUGGCAGGUAGGAGUCUGGAAAUGUUAGCAGAAACAGAUUCCAUCCAGCAGCCGGACUCCAGCUGCUCUUAUGACAAACCCUGGCAACCCUGGAACAAUGGAGACAGGUACUAUGAUGCUCUCAAGUCUUCUAACUAUGAGGGGGCAUCAGGAAGAUGGAGUUUCACUGAUGAUGGAAUGGUAAAUCACCCCGGUUACGAGAUAGUUAACCUGAGGAGUUAUGGGUAUGACACGCCCAGGUUCCUUGAAAUAGGAAAAUGGACUGAGGAAAAAGGGCUGGAGAUAGAAGACGAUAGCCGGAUAAAGUUCCUAGGAAAUGCCCCUGUCCGUCCAAUGGGGGUCGCUAACAGUCUUAAUGCCGAGCACUUGAAAUUAGGGGUGACUGAAAACCCUCCCUUCGCAGCGAGGAUACCCAACUGUACAGGACACUCCUGUUGGGAGGGAAUAUGUCCUGACGUGGUGAAGAACCUGUCAACAGCACUGAACUUUACUUACGAGUUUGUCGAGCCUUAUGAUAAGGAGUUCGGGAGGUUUGAUCCGGGAACACACACUUGGAACGGACUCAUAGGAGACAUGUUGUCACAGAGGACAGACAUGGUUACCAUGGACUUGUCUGUUGGGGUCCAGAGGAAACAGUACAUUGACUUCACCGUCUCCUUCAUGGAUUCCGGUAUCAGUCUGGCGAUUAAAGGCGAAUCAGGAAAAAGUGACAUAUUCUUCUUCAUGAGUCCAUUUGGGUACUCGGUGUGGUGCAUGAUAGCAGUGGUGUUCAUGCUCAUGGGUAUCAUUCUGAAUCUCAUCAGCAAGAUAUCCCCCUACGGGUCUCAUGGUAAGAAGAUCCACGCAAUGCAAGUCUGCAAAUGUGAGGGGUGUGAAGAAAGAAGACUAGUCAAACAGCAGCUGAAAAUCAAGUUCAAAGACCACAUUCAAUCAGAGUGUUUGGUUGACAGAAUGGUUGAGGAUGCUGAGGAUGAGACAAUGACGUUCUACAACUCUCUGUGGGUAGCCGGAGCAGGGCUGGUGGGUCAGGGCACUGCUGCACUUCCUGCUAGUCCUUCUGGAAGGUUCCUCCUAUUCAUCUGGUGGUUCUUCAUUCUCCUCAUCAUUUCCAUGUACACGGCUAACCUCACUGCUUUCAUGACGCUAGACAAGAUCGGGAUCACAGUAAGUUCAGCGAAGGACCUGCUAAAGCAGAAUCAGAAGAAGUACGAGUGGGGGAUUAUUGAGGGAAGCUUUGUGGAGUCUCUCCUCAUCAACAACGUGGAUACUGAUUUCAAGAAGCUGGUUGAUGGAGCUGUUAAAAUAAAAACAGUGGAAGAGGGCAACAACAGGGUACACCAAGGUGGGUUCGUCUUCCUUGAUGAGAGUCCGUUCUUGUCUUACAACCUCCUCGGCAGUUGCGGUAUCUUCCAAGUAGGAGGAGAGAUCCAACCAUUCGACUAUGGGUUCGGGCUGCCCAAGAGCUCACCCUACACUGAGCUGAUGAACACGCAGAUCAUAAAGUAUAGGGAGCUGGGCUUCUUCGACGAGUUGUGGAUCAAAUGGGACAAAACCCCAGCUGACGGCUGCGAAAAUAACCAUGAGGUUGGAGCAGAUGAAGUGCUCCAAAUGUCCACAGUUCAAGGAAUCUUCCUACUUUUAGCUCUCGGUCUGGUCAUCAGUUUCGCUCUGAUAUUGUUAGAGACUGUGAUGGCAACCGCCCAGGAUGGUUACGACGACCAGCACAGAACAUUCUGGUCAAAACUGGUCCGGCGGGUAAAGCUCAAGUAUGAGGACUUUAGUACGGAGUGGUUUGUAUUCUCCAGACCCCAUAAAGCGUCAGCAAACGGAGACAAUUAUCUGAAACUUGAUUCGUUGGACAAGUUUGCUUCUUCCGAAGUGAAGGGUGGCCCAAAUCACGGCGUGUAACUUUUAUUUUAGGGCAUUUUACUGUUUUAACCAACAUUUCUACCAAUUAUUUGAACAUUGCAAGUUGAAAUAUUUUAUCAGGCUUGUGCUUGUCGUGUUUUGAAAGCGGAUAACUCACUGCAUACCAAGACAUUUUGGGAUACAGUAUGUUAUAAUACCAUUUUCUACCUACAGUUAUUGAGUUAUUUAUCAUAAAUAUCAAAUUUCUGAUCAAAGUCACCGCUCAGAAAACUGUGAUAUGAGGGUUGUACUGAAAUUUUUAUUCAAUAAACAUUUUACUGAACAUAUAUUAAUUGAUUUUUAUAG